AUGCUGGUGGAAGCAUCCAUGGAUCGGGCCAUAUCCGCUCUGGACAAGCUGAAGCUGUCUGGUCUGAACUGUACUGAUUGCCGGAAACAAGCCAUUUUGACGGACUGCAUUGACCUAUAUGGAGACACUGUUUUGCAGCUAAAUAGGACGCUGCAAGGCGUGUCUCCAAAAGCCGCCGCAGAACCGUGCACCGACAUUGACGCUCAAACGUGGCUGAGCACUGCACUUACAAACACGGAGACUUGCCGAAGCGGCUCCUCCGAUCUUAACGUCUCAGAUUUCACCACACCGAUCGUUUCAAACACCAAGAUCUCCCACCUAAUAAGCAACUGCUUAGCCGUCAACGGAGCCCUCUUGACCACCGGAAACAACGAUACCACCACCUCUGAUGAUCCGAAGGUUUUCCCAACAUGGGUUUCCCGUAAAGAGAGGAGACUUCUGAAAUUGCAGUCGGCACGUACCGUCCCAGCGAACGUCGUGGUGGCCAAGGACGGAUCAGGACAUUUCAAGACUGUGCAAGCAGCUAUUGACCUGGCUGCACGGAGAACGGUGACGUCAGGGAGGUUUGUGAUAUACGUGAAGAGAGGGAUAUAUCAAGAAAACAUAAACGUACGUCUCAAUAAUGAUAACAUAAUGUUGGUCGGAGACGGGAUGAGAUACACCAUUAUCACCGGAGGUCGUAGUGUCAAAGGGGGCUACACAACUUACAGUUCUGCCACUGCCGACUGCCGGAAGCAAGCCGUCUUGGCUGACUGCAUUAACCUAUACGAAGACACCAUCGUGCAGCUAACUCGGACGCUAGCUGGCGUUGCUCCAGAAGCCGGUGCUGGAAAAAAGUGCACCGACUUUGACGCUCAGACGUGGCUGAGCACCGCGCUUACAAACACCGAGACUUGCCGACGCGGGUCGUCCGAUCUUAACGUCUCAGAUUUCAUUACACCGAUAGUUUCAAACACCAAAAUCCCCAACUUAAUAAGCAACUGCUUAGCUGUCAACGGAGCCCUCUUGCCCACCGGUAACAAUAGUACCACCACUGCUGAUGGAAAGGACUUUCCGACGUGGGUAUCCGGUAAAGAGAGGAGGCUUCUACAGUUGCAAUCAGCGCGUGCUGUACGAGCUAACAUUGUGGUUGCCAAAGACGGGUCGGGUCAAGUCAGGACGGUGCAAGCGGCUAUAGACGUGGCUGGACGCAGAAAGGUGAUGUCAAAGAGGUUUGUGAUUUACGUGAAGAGAGGAAUAUAUCAAGAAAACAUAAACGUACGUCUCAAUAACGAUAACAUAAUGUUGGUCGGAGAUGGAAUGAGAUCCACCAUUAUCACCGGUGGUCGAAGUGUCAAAGGUGGUUACACCACUUACAAUUCCGCCACUGCCGGUAUCGAAGGACUUCACUUCAUAGCCAAAGGCCUAACAUUCAAGAACACGGCAGGACCGGCCAAGGGCCAGGCCGUGGCACUUCGGUCAUCGUCGGACCUCUCAAUCUUUUACAAAUGCUCAAUCGAAGGAUACCAAGACACACUGAUGGUCCAUUCGCAACGUCAAUUUUACCGCGAGUGCUACAUCUACGGAACAAUCGAUUUCAUCUUUGGAAAUGCAGCUGUAGUUUUUCAAAACUGUAUCAUCCUCCCUCGCCGGCCACUACAUGGUCAAUCCAAUGUAAUAACCGCACAAGGUCGUGCUGAUCCAUUUCAGAACACAGGGAUCUCUAUCCACAACUCAAGAAUCCUACCAGCUCCUGAUCUCAAACCGGUUCUCCGUACUGUUAAGACGUACAUGGGCCGGCCUUGGAUGAAGUACUCGCGCACCGUGGUAAUCAAGACGUAUUUGGAUAGUGUUGUUAGUCCGUUCGGAUGGUCACCGUGGAUCGAAGGUUCGGCUUUUGGGUUAGACACAGUGUUCUAUGCAGAGUAUAAGAAUAGUGGACCAGCUUCCUCCACGCGGUGGCGUGUUCGCUGGAACGGGUUUCAUGUGUUGAAAAGAGCUUCCGAUGCUUCUGCUUUCACCGUUGGAAGAUUUAUCGCCGGUCCUGCGUGGCUCCCACGCACAGGCAUACCCUUCACUUCCGGCCUCUAAGGCUAUGCAUCUCUGGUUGUUUACCUUCUUCAUGCUUUAAAUUACAAUGAUAUGAGAAUUUUCCA
Eruca vesicaria subsp. sativa (arugula) is the source of this 2135-nucleotide messenger RNA. Lineage: Eukaryota; Viridiplantae; Streptophyta; Magnoliopsida; Brassicales; Brassicaceae. The record is from the annotation of a GenBank genome assembly.